AUGGACCACAGAGACCACUCAUCUGAGCGUUCAUCUGAAGACACGGCCACUGCCAGCUUGUCUCUCCUUGAACAAAAGGAGGUUCCACUAGCAGAUGUGUCCCAGCCUCAAUCCCGCGUCAAGCCCUGGCUGAUUCACGCUGUACUCUUGGGGAUCUCUUUUCUAAUUUUCCUGAUUGCCUUUACACUGCAGCCUACUCUCUUCCAAUGCACCCGCCAACUCUCCCCAUACUCCCCAAUCAUUGAAGAAGGAAUCGUCAAAUACGAGUCUAAGAACUUUGAAAACGACUUCCAUCAACCAUCCGCCUACCGCGGACCCCCAAACGAGGCAACAGAAGAGGCCUGGGAAGGACUCUGGCACGCCCCUGCGAUCCGAGUCCCGGGCGAGAACCUGGCGCUAUUGAAUAAAAGCACAGAUCAAGCAUGGUUACAUGCGCCUCCACUGUCAGAUAGGGAGGACUUUGCGGCCCUGGUCGAUGUCUUCCACCAGUUACACUGCGUAAACGCUCUUCGGCUGGCUGUCCACAAGGAGAACUACUAUAACCAUUUUGGAGAAUGGCCACACGGCACUGGGCCCGAGUUUACAGACAAACUGAAGACGAUGCAUUUGGAUCAUUGUAUUGAGCUUCUACGCAUUAAUCUGAUGUGCGUCGCCGAUGUGACGCCGUUGUUAUUCGUGGAAGACCCCAAUGCCUUCCAGGGGAAAACACCCGACUUCAAUACCAUGCACAAGUGUCGGAAUUUCUGGGAAAUCCGGGAGUGGGUCUUUGACAAUAUGGCUUUACCUUGA
Aspergillus alliaceus is the source of this 789-nucleotide messenger RNA. RefSeq names its product oxidase ustYa family protein. Bases 1 to 789 code for a protein of 262 amino acids. Gene Ontology annotation, biological process: mycotoxin biosynthetic process. The transcript is spliced from 5 exons. Lineage: Eukaryota; Fungi; Ascomycota; Eurotiomycetes; Eurotiales; Aspergillaceae. The record is from RefSeq and is a predicted model, not a curated record.